Spizellomyces punctatus DAOM BR117 is the source of this 6271-nucleotide messenger RNA. RefSeq lists its product as uncharacterized. Lineage: Eukaryota; Fungi; Chytridiomycota; Chytridiomycetes; Spizellomycetales; Spizellomycetaceae. The annotation marks the transcript as partial. The transcript has 27 exons. The record is from RefSeq and is a predicted model, not a curated record. Gene Ontology annotation, molecular function: protein binding.
GGAUGGAUCCGAACAGUCGAGUAAGGGCGGAGAAAGCGGGGAGAGAACUGCAGACUGUUAUAGGCCUUAUACCGGGGAAUUUAGGGAAGGACGACACUUUUUCGACAACACAGAAGAUCCCCAUUGAUCCUUCGGCCAGUAUCACCAGUGUAGGGAAGGCGAUCAUCCCUAAAGUUAGCCAUUUACGACCUGCUGGUAUAAGGCAUCAAACAUUACCACAGCUUCAUUCCUUGGUCCCGCCAAAGCGGAAAAUCGUCACGCAAAGGACUAAACCCGUCAACGUACAACAACACUUUGACAAUAUUGUGCUGCACGAUGACCGGAAAAGGCAGUUCAUGCUUACCAGCGGCAGCGCACCACAACAUGCACCAUCACCCUACGCAAUUGAGAGCAAGGCCGUUGAGGACACACAAGGGAUUUCUCCCUCGCGAAUUCCUUCCGCAGCACCGAUGAGAGCCCAAUCGCCAUCGUUGCCGACGACCUUCGGUCGUGCUAUAACUGGACGACUGCCAGGAGGACUGGUAGGAGAACGCGAGCAAGGAAUCAGCUCCGCCAGCCUAGAUGUCAUGCUGGUUGGACAUAAAGUUGACUCACGUUUUACUCCUCCCUCGGAGGAAUUGGCGUUCGAUAAAAACGAGGACCGUCCAGAUUCGAGAUCGUCACAAUAUGGCUUUACCAGUGAAAGCGUAUCAGAUUUCGAACCUGUCGACACUCAAAUUCCGGUUAGCUUAGAUCCCGUUAUUGUUGGCGAAACACGACAGACUGUAGACUCCUCAGAUGAAAUGGAGGAUGCUUUGCCUUUCACUUCUAUUGACGAGGUUGAUAAUGUGAUAAAGAAGUACGCCGCAAUCAUUGAAUCUCGCAUACGCAAAUUACGGGGGGAAGCAGUCACAUCCGAAUCUUCCACAUUAGCGUUGGAUUCAAGUGAGCUGGAAAGAGCAAGUGAGCCGGACGUCCCUGCAACGUCUGCCAUGAGCUUCGAAACGGCAAUGCCACCUGAGGAAGUCACGUCGCGAAUCGCGAUGCGCAUACCCUCUGUAAUUCCCGAAAGAACAGAACCCAUCCGACUUUUUGGUAACGAAGAGACAGAAAUGAAAGCUUCGCCGAAUGCAGAAGAAGUUCGGCCAGUGAUUGAAGUGUCCAUACCCCCUCCAGCGCACGCAAUAGACAGGGUCAUCGGGGAGGCGAAAGGCGACAUGCAAGAUUCAACUAUGGUUGAGCUCAUUGAAAAUGAGGAUAGACCGGCUUCAACUAACCAGGACCAUGCAGAAAAUGGACAACCACCGGCAGCAAUCAAAGGAGCUGUUACUUUCGUCGACGACGUUGGCGGGGAAACUGACAUAAGUCAAAGACAAUCGGCGACCCCUCGUCCCGACUCUGGGGAACUGGGGUUUGCAUCUGGAAUGAAUUCCGCAAUCCGUGAUAGUAUGGUUGUCACCAGUCUACAAGCACUCAUCGCAAAUCAGCAACGCAAGCGUCGCAAAAUAGAUAACGCUACUCCAUCGGUUGAUGUGAAUCAAAUAGGAUUUCCUUUCGCAAAGUACUAUGCACCGGUCGGGCGGGAUACCGAGGUAAAUACGAAACUGAUCAAUCUAAUCAGAGACGAAGUCCUGGAGGCCGAUGCACUAAUCCAGAGCAACAUGAGGUAUCCGAUGCGGCAAAACCACCAAGCAUUGUGGAGCGAAACCCAAAGUCGAGAGGAGCAAGCAAUGAGGGAGAUCCCUGAUCCUUUCUCGGGCGAGGAUGCGACAACUUUGGAGCUAGAAGGCCGUCCAGUUGUAAUCAAAAAAACUGCGGUGGGUGCGGGAUCCAUGUCGAUUGGAAUGAACUGGGCACCUGCACCACCAACCCUUUCUAUACCAUCGAGAUUAUCCCGCUAUAUACCAAAAGGCGGUGUCGCAAUACGAAAAGAUGCUCCAUCUAGUCGGAUACGGAAGGAGCCCAGAAUUUCUUAUGAUGAUAUUGCACGAGCGGGUCUGCUGAACACAUCGCGACGGAUGGAGCUCUCCACCGCUCUGCCUUCGUCAGAUAUUCCUGCAACCUCUUUACAUUCUACAGAAGAUAACUUCUCUGACAGCUUGGCGAACGAGAUGGCCGCAUCAUGGGUACACCCAGGAGCACUGUACACUCCUGGGCCAUUCAAGAGUUCAUCGGUCAUGGAGGAAACGGGCAGUGCAAGUCCUGUGCCCGUAUCAGGUUCGCUCUCAGUAAAUGUUGACUCCAAUCAGCCGCCACCUGCGGCCCAGGUCCCAGCGCAAGAGUCGGGACUGAAUAGCACAACUAGAACACCCAGUCCUCCUCCAAUAAGACAUGUCCAUGAGCAGCACACAUUACAGCGUGACAACGAGGAGCUCUCAUCAUUAUCAACCAUUCAGCUUCAUCUGAGUGACGUGGAACCUUAUCAAGUGGCAGAGGGGGUCGUGACAAGCCCAUUACAGGAUGAUAACCUGCUGUACAUAGGGCCGCCUCUAGCACAAAAGGAAGAUGAUACAACAUUCGAGAGGUCAUUGAAGUCAAUUGCUGUCAACGUAUAUGCCAGUGAAGAUCUUUCUGGUCCGAAACCGCCACCAGAGGCUCAUGAACAAACAAUAGGGAGCAGCGGCCCAAGUCCACCCUCAAUCCCUUCCUCACGAGUCCUAACCUCAUCUCUUGGGGCUAGCAAUGGAGCAGUGGAGAAAGCGGAUCCACAAAUCCUACCUCAGACAGCCUCAUCAAAACAUGAUACUAUUUCUUCGCCCAGCAUCUCUUUUGAAGAGACACAAAUGGAAUCUAACGAAGACCCGGCCACGUUCUACUUUCGAAAACGCAAUGCAAGUCUGGGAUUGGGAGCAUCAGGUACUCGUCCUGCUUCACGAACUGGCGCAACCCCAACCGCGACCCGUCCGGCAAGCCGUACGAGUGAAUUUAAGAGUUCCAAUGAUAGUUCCUUAAAUCAACCCGGCAUUCAACCUUCUACCCCAAUGUCGAGUAUCCCGGAAACAGCCGAUGGGUUGCGUGUGUCCGUGGAUGACAAUAGAGCAAUUGAGACAACAAGGGCGAGUCGGAGAGCCACACCAGGCACCUCUACAGAUAUUACAACAGAUGUGGACCUUCCCGCAUCUGGUUUGCGAACCGUCGCCCAAGCUCUUGUUUCGAAGGGAUACGCCCCAGAUAAAGGACCCCCGUUGUAUGAUAUAGUACACGAUGUGGAGCGACGGCGGCAGACCAUGACGUCUGAGGAAAGGGCCCGUUAUCCGACUUUCACGGAGCCGACUCUGGUGGAAACGCUAGAGAUCAGCGCCCCUGGAAAACAGGAGGCCGAAAUGGAGAAGCUCACUGCCAUGAUUGGCUCGUCUAGCUUACCCGUACCAGCAUACCUACGACGAAGGGGGAUCUUGUAUGGGCAACUUGGGAAAUACGAAUUGGCUCUCGAUGAUUUCAACACAGCUUUGGAGUACGAUCCCUUUAAUUCCGAAGCUUGUUGGUAUCGACAUCAACUCAAUCUAAUGUUUGGGCAUAUUCAAGCUGCUUUGCAAGACCUUGACACGAUUACCGAGACCAAUAAGCAACAUUUCGGAGCCUUCCAAGCAAAAGCUCGCAUAUAUCAAGAACUAGGAAUGAUCAAAUUGGCCAUUGUCAGUUAUUCGCAAGUAAUUAAACUGAAACCUAACAAUGCCGAUGGUUAUUUCCAGCGCGCAUGCCUUUUUGAGGCCGAGAAUGAGGCGGUUUACGCCAGCGAAGAUUUUAAAAUGGUUAGAUCUCUAGAUCCGGACAAUGAGCGUGCCAUUCGGAAUUUAGCGUUGUACAGCUUUCAACGCGAGCUUUGGAACGAUGCCGUUCAGGCAUUGAGCAAACUUAUACAUAUAGCACCCGACGACAGUGAGGCAUACCAAUAUCGUGGUCGAGCGUACGCACAUCUCGGAAAAUGGGAUGAGUCGUUGCAGGACAUGACCCUAGCCAUACAGACGAAUCCUAAGCAGCCAGAGUCCUUUUUUCAUCGUGCAUCCCUCUUACGUGAACGUCAUCCCUGGAAAGCGAUCGAAGAUUACAGUAUCUGCUUAUUGCUCGAUGACGGACCGUUGAAUACAGAGGCAUGUUAUCAACGAGCACUGUUGUAUUACAAGCUAGGAGAAUACAGCUACGCGAUCGCGGAUCUGCUAGCAGUGCUUGACUUGGAUCCAAGCAAAUCUCAAGCAUACUUGAAACUUGGUAUUUUGUACAUGCGGUAUAUGGAUGAUUUCCUGGAGGCGCUGCGAUGCUUCAACAAGUGUGUUGCCAUAAAUCCUGUGCAAUUGCAGGCAUACCUUUGUCGUGGAGAUUUAUAUCAAUGCGUACAUGAAAAGAUGGCACAUGAUGAUAGCGCACUACUCCCGGUCGGGCGGGGCCGACGGCGAACGAUCAAUCUAGGAGACGAGGGGCUCGGUAUCCCGGAUUACGGACUAGAUGGAAUAGCUUCCAGUAUGCAGUACAUAAAUCUCGCGAUUAAAGAAUACAGCAAGGCAAUUCAUCUCGCUCCCAACAAUCAUUUGCUGUAUUUGUAUCGGGGCAAAAUCCUCAUACGAGCGGGGUGUGCUUGUGUUCUCUUAGGCGCAUUAAAGGAUUUGGGUCAAGCACUGAAGUACAACAAGAGAGAGCCCCAAAUCUACCUUCAACGAGGGAUAUGCUUUGAGAACCUUCAGGACUGGGCCAGCGCCGUCAAGGAGCUCACCUCUUGUAUAUUGCUCAAGCCGGACUUUGCCAAAGCAUAUUACCACCGAGGUCUUUCCAAGCUUCAUCUCCAAGAUCAGGAAGGUGUGGAGGACCUGGGGACGGCAAUUAAGCUAGAUCCGAAAUUCUUCGAAUCAUAUAUGACUAGAGCGAGUUAUCACCAUCUGAAAGGGAACUAUGUAAAUGGUGUCGAUGACUGCAAUGAGGCUUUAAAAAUUGAACCCACAAGUAUUCGCGCUUACUUGCUUCGAGGCGCUUGCAAUUGCAAGUUGCACCAGUUCACGCUUGCUCUCAACGAUUUUACCCGGGCGGUCGCUUUGGACAGGACAUCACACUUUGCCUUUUACAACCGCGCGGUGACGUAUCAACUUAUGGGGGAUGACCAGAGCGCAAUCAAAGAUUACAGUAUCGCAAUGCUGCUUCACAACGAUUCGAAUGCCUAUCGGAACCGUGGGUUACUGUACUGGAAGCAAGGCGACCCGGCGAAUGCCCUGCUAGAUCUGUACGCUGCGCGCGAUGCAUUUCCAGAAGAUCCGCGACUGCAUGGCCUGUUGGGACUAUGCCUACAAACCUUGGGCAAGGUGCAAGAAAGCGUGGAAGCGUUUUCGGCGGCCAUCGCCGUCAAUCCGUACAUGACUGAGGCUUACUUGGGUCGUGGCAACGUGUAUGCAUCGCAAGGUCUGACAACGAGCGCUCGGAAGGAUUAUCUGCGCGUUCUGCACCUGUAUCCACGAUGUAGCGAGGCCCUCGUAAAUAUGGCUUACACCAUGCAGGCUGAAAAUCGGCCAAAAAGAGCGUAUGAUCUAUUUAGCACGGCCCUCGUUCUCGAUCCGAAGUGUGAGGAGGCACUAGAGGGUCGGUCGGUGGUCCAUUUUGCUUUGAAGAAUUUCUUUGGUGCCUUAGUGGAUAUCUGCAAGGCGAUUGAACUAUCUCCGCAUAACUGUGAGUACCUGACGAACCGAGGGGUCGUUUACCAAGCGCUUGGAGACAAUGUAUCGGCAUUACAGAACUAUAAGCUCGCAAUCAAAUACAACCCAUCCUACGCCUUGGCGCAUCUCAAUGCCGCCAACCUGUACUUCUAUCAGAAGCGUUGGGAGCAAGCUCUGGAAGCGUACGACGCGACACUGCAACUCAGUCCUAGUAUGGUCUCUGCAUACGUGAAUCGGGGAAUCACGAAAGCGAUAUUGAAAGAUACGACGGGUGCAUUGGCAGACUUUGACCACGCGGCAGAUCUUAAUCCGUCCAUUCCUGAGGUGUUUUUCAACAGAGGACACGUCAUGCAGACACUGGAUCGACAUGAAGACGCCGAAAGAGACUACAGCAAAGUACUCGCCUUAUGCCCCUUAGACAGUCUAGCGCACACAAGACGUGGAGACGCCCGUGGUCAUCAAGCCAACAUAUCCGGUGCAAUGCACGAUUAUGCAUUAGCGGUUGCUCAGAAUCCAGAUUGAGAUGGAUGAUUAUCUAUUCCUCAGCACUUAAUUUAUUCUGAAUUUCGGCGCAGGCACGUCUAGUUUCAGAGCCCAUCAAAGGGUCAAUAAUAAACCAUGGUAAUGGACGGUGACCUUGGUCUCCGAGUCCUCGU